AUGGCGCCAAAGUUUAAGAAGCCACGCGCCGCAAGAGGCCUCACUGGUGGCGGCCAAGCCACACUUCGUUCGCUCGGACAUGCCAAUCUGGUUGAAAAGGGCCACAAGGUGAAUCGGCUACUUCACAAGACCAUGAGCAACCCAACCAAGAAUCUCUCUACACAGCAGUGCCACCUGCAGCCAUCCCUGCGAGUGCAAAGAAGUCGAGACUUGGGCCCUCCCCUUCAUUCAGAGCCUCAGCUGCACCCACAAGUGCGAGCAGGUUCAAGAGCAUCUGGAACGGUGGUUGAGGGAGAAGAGAACGCUGGUGGUCAUAUGGGUGUGAUUGCAACCCGAGGACUGAAACGCAAGGCUGGGGCCGAUGGUCCUGGUGGUAUACCACCGCUGCAUGCCAUGGCUCCUGGAUCGAAACGCAAGCCAUUAGCCGCGAUCGACAACUUACAGUCUGCUGCACCAGGCGAUGCAGUGCCAGGGGGUUUUCUCCUCCAGAGUGCGUCUGGCAGGAAGGUAGACGUGUCAGCUGCAGCGGUUGCAGGCGUGAUGAAGCAUUUUGGGGAGGAUGGUGCAGAUGCUACUGCUGCCGCCUCUCCUUCCGCCCUUCCUCUGGAUGCAGUGCGCAACGCUCAUGAUGCUGAAGAAUGGCAGCAGGGGCAGAAGGGGAUGCAAGGACCGCAAGGGCAGCAGGGGCAGCAGGGAGUGGAAGGGCAGCAGGGGAUUCAGGGGCAACAGGAGCAGAAGGGAGUGGAAGGGCAGCAGGGGAUUCAGGGGCAGCAGGGAGUGCCAGUGACAAAUGAGUCAACAGCUGUUGCUCUCACCACCGCAUUGAACCCAUCUCCCUUGUCACUGCCACCAGAACCACCACCACAACCACCACAUACAGCUGCAGCUCUCAUAACCACCGCACAGGACCCAUCUCCUCUGUCACUAAUACCGCCACAGCAGCAACCACCACCACGAACACCUGCUCGUGCAGCAAGUUUGUUCCAAACAGCCCGGGGCAAGCCAGUCCAUUUGUCUUCGGCUGCUGUGGACAAGGCGUGUGCUCUGCUGGGCGUGCAGCAGCAUGACAGACCACGUUUUGGUGAUGGUAGUGCUAAUCCGGGGCGAGGUGAAGUGGAAGGAUCAACUGUCAGGGCGAGUUUGUUUCAAACCGCUUCAAAGAAGCCAGUGCGCGUGUCUGCAGCCGCUGUAGACAAAGCGUGUGCUCUGCUGGGCGUGCAACAGUGUCAGAGGCCACGGUUUGAUGCCCCUCAGAUCACACCACCUCCACUGCUGAACGCUCAAGGCCACAUGGGGUCAGAGUUCAACGCGCCUCAAAUCAUGCCGCUUACACACGUGCCCCCGGCUCUGCUGAACGCUCAUGGGCACGAGGGGCAGAGCUCUCAUGCGCCUGCAGCAAUGGAGCUUUCAGUGCGGAACUCAGGAGCAGAGCUGGCAGUACUGGCGCAGCCAGAUGCUGGAGCAAGUUUAGUGGGAGCGACUGCGGGAGGGAGUCUGUUCCAAACCGCCCGGGGCAAGCCAGUCCCUUUGUCUUCAGCUGCUGUUGACAAAGCGUGUGCUCUGCUGGGCGUGCAGCAGUGUGAGCCUGCACGGUUUGACAUACCCAGAAUCGCACCACCCAAACACUGUCCCUUAGCACUGCUGGACGCUCAAGGGCAUGAGGAGCCAGCAGGAAUGGAGCUUUCAGUGCGGAACCCAGGAGCAGAGCUGGCAAGAGUGGCGCAGCCAGAUGGUGGAGCUGGUUUGAGGGGAGCUAUACCAGGGGGAGCGACUGUAAGGGCGGGUUUGUUCCAAACUGCCCGAGGCAAGCCGGUUUCCGUGUCUUCAGCUGCUGUGGACAAGGCGUGCGCGCUGCUGGGCGUGCAGCAGGGGCCGCCAGCACUGCUGGACGCGCAAGGGCAUGAGAGGCAGAACUUGCAUGUGCCUACAUCAAUGGACCUUUCAGUGCGGAACUCGGGAGCAGAACUAGCAGUAGUGGUGCAGCGAGAUGGUGGAGCUGGUUUGAGGAGAGCUUUACCGGGGGAUGCGAUUGUAGGGGCGGGUUUGUUCCAAACUGCCCGAGGCAAGCCGGUUUCCGUGUCUUCAGCUGCUGUGGACAAGGCAUGCGCGCUGCUGGGCGUGCAGCAGGGGCCGCCAGCACUGCUGGACGCGCAAGGGCAUGAGAAGCAGAGCUCUCAUGCGCCAGCAGGAAUGGAGCUUUCAGUGCGGAACCCAGGAGCAGAGCUGGCAGUAGUGGCGCACCGAGAUGGUGGAGGUCGAUUGGGAGGGGCUAGUCAAGGGGGAGCGACUGUACGGGCACGUUUGUUCCAAACAGGCCGAGGCAAGCCAGUUUCUCUGUCUUCAGCUGCCGUUGACAAGGCGUGUGCUCUGCUGGGCGUGCAGCCGUGUAAGAGACCAAGUUUUGAUGCGCCCAGGAUCAGCGGCGACCCUGCCGUGCCUUUGCUGCAGGGCGCAGGAGCAGAGCAGGCGAGUGCGAUAUGGCCAGAUGGCGGAGCUAGUUCAGGUGCAGCGACUGGAGUGGAGGAUUCGUUCCAAACAGCCCGCGGCGAGCCGGUGCACAUAUCUUCAGCUGCCGUGGACAAGGCGUGUGCUCUGCUGGACGUGCAGCAGUAUGAAGGUCCUCCACAGUUAGAAGCACCAAGGAGGAUCAGUGGUGAGCCAACAGUGCGUCUCCUGGAGAGCUCAAGUGCGGGAGCAGCAGAGCAAAAGAGAGCGGCACAGCGAGGUGCUGGAGCUAGUCCGGGGGGAGUUACUGCCGGGAUGGCUUUGCUUCAAACAGCUUCAGAGAAGCCAGUUUUGUUAUCUUCAGCCGCUGUGGACCAGGCGUGUGCUCUUUUGGGGGCGCAGCAGCAUGAGAGGCCGCGGUUUGAAGGCAGUGCUAGCCUGGGAGGCGCGACUGUCAGAACAGCGGGUCUGUUCCAAACCGCUUCAAAGAAGCCGGUGCACAUAUCUGCAGCUUCUGUGGACAAGGCGUGUGCCCUUUUCGGAGUGCAGCAGCGUGAGAGGCCGCAGCUUGAAGGCAGUGCUAGUCUGAGAGGAGCGACUGUUCGAACAGCGGGUCUGUUUCAAACCGCUUCAAAGAAGCCGGUUGUUUUGUCUUCAGCUGCAGUGGACAAGGCGUGUGCUUUUCUGGGCUUGCAGCAGCAUGAGGGGCCACGGUUUGAAGCUCCCAGGAUUACACCUUCUGGAAGCACCGCACUGCCCUGUCCCCCCCAACCAUGUGCAGCGAUUGAACCAUCUCCACAUGCUCCCCUCGCCCUUCCUGCUCCUGAUCCUGCUGCUGCCCCGCCUCCUCCUCUCGCUCUGCCUGCUCCCGAUGCAGCUGAUGAAUCCACCCUUCGUCCCCCUUCCCCUCCUUCCUGGCCUCUCGCUCUCUCCCAACCCUCAUCACAAGGUGUGGCCGUGCCUGCGGUGGAGGCUCGGGCAGCUCUUGCCAGGGCAGAAGAAAUGGUUGCGAGCCUGUUUGACCUGGGGACAUGGGGUAGUGGUGGCGGAAAUGGGAGCUAUGGGGAGGGGAGUAGGAGCGAUGGUAGUGGGAGUGGGAGGGAUGGUGGUGAUAGUGGGAGGGGAGGUGGUGGGAGUGGGGCGGGCGGUGGAAGCGGGGAGGGCGAUGGAGCUUCCCCACACACCCCCGCACUCGCCCAACCACCUCCCCUCCGUUCCUCCAAUCCUAUCCACCCCACCUCUCCUCUCCGCCCCUGUCCUCCACUCCACCCGUCCUCUCCUCUGCACCGUUCGCGUAUCCCAUCCCACCCCUCCAACUCUCCUCUCCACCACUCUCAUACUCCCCUCCACACCUCUCCCAAUCGGCUCCACAACGCUCCCCUCCACACUUCCCCCACCCCUCUUCACCGCUCUGGCACCACUCUCCGCCGCCCCUUAACUCCCCUAAACCGUUCUCCGUCCACCUCGCCCUCUCCACGGCGGGCGUUCAUACCCCCCACCUCCACCAUCCCCUCCCUCUUCUCCAAGCACCGCCCGCCUCGCUCCCGCUCUGCCGGCCUGCCACCCAUCCCCAUGCGUUCACUCACUGAUGCCGCUGAUCCGCCAUCUCUUGACGUCAACCAGAAAGCAGCAGAGGGACGUGUGACUGCUGACAAUGGUGCAGUAUUAAAGUCAAUGAGUGGGUCGAGGACUGAUGGUGCAGGUGCAGCAGGAUCAGGAGCAGGCGGGGCAGAGGGCGCGGGUGCAGUAGUGAUGGUUCGACAGCAAGAAGGGGGGCUGAGGCGACUGCAUGAUCUGUACAGGGAUGCGGAUGGGAAGCCGAGGAGGCGGCCCUGCAUGGCUGAGUACUUCGGGUAUCCGCCUGGGCUUGAACGAGUGGAGGGCAAAGUGUCAGAAGAAGUGCGCAAAAUGACAGCAGAGUCCGCCCUCACAUUUGUCUUCACAAUCCCAUCUGCUGUUCAGUCCCAGCAACAGCAAGCACAGCCACCAUUGCUCACUGCCUCAUCACUUCCCGCUCUGAUAGCACUACCAGAAGACUCAUUGGCAGCAGAACCACCUCCACCAGUAGCACUGCCACCAGCCACACAGCCAUCACUCUCACCACCAUCACCGCCGUUACCCCAGCCACCACCAUUACUACCUUCAUCACCUCAACCAUCGCCACCAGCAGCUGGGUUCAGAGGUGGGCGAGAGGGCUCAGAAGCGGCAGAUGUAGGUGACAUUGUACAGGUAGCCGGUGCAACAAACGUUUCAGGUGCAGCAGACGUUUCAGCAGACGCUGUAGGUGCAGCAGGUUUGGCAGAUGUAGCAGAUAGAGCUAUUCUGACGGCAGCUGGAGGUGAUGCAGCAUGCGCAGCAGAUGUUGCCAGUGCAGCGGACGCUGCAGCAGGUUUAGCAGAUUUAGCAGACAGGGCCAGUGGUGCAGCCGCAGGCAAUCAUAUGGAACAUGACGUAGGGUCAUGCUCUGGCGACAGACAAGCGCAUGCAGCAGCCACAGAGGCUGGGUGCGUCAUCCGAAGUGAUUUUAUCGCAGCAGCAUCAGCAUCACCAGCAGAGGGAGCGGAGGGAGCUCCAACAGGAGAAAGACGCGAAGGAACAAGAGGGGUAUCAGCACAAGGAGGUGACGCCACGGCUGCUGUUCUGACGAUUGUUGGAGCUCCAGAUGGUGGAGAGAGGGCGGGUGUGGGGGCGAAGGAUUUUCAGGACAUGCUGAUAGCAGCAGGCGCCCAUCCCAAGUUCGCCACAAUAGAGUGGGUGACGAACCACUACCGCUGGGUGGUGUGGAAGCUGGCCUGUCAGGAGCGCAGCUUCCCUCGUCGCCUGGCAGGCCGGAUGCUGACGGUGGAGAAGGUGCUGGAGCAGCUCAAAUACAGGUGGGCGUUAAUAAAAGGAUAA
Closterium sp. Yama58-4 is the source of this 5340-nucleotide messenger RNA. NCBI's taxonomy places the organism in Eukaryota, Viridiplantae, Streptophyta, Zygnematophyceae, Desmidiales, Closteriaceae. The record is from the annotation of a GenBank genome assembly.